This is a messenger RNA of Pollicipes pollicipes, 769 nucleotides long. RefSeq names its product protein muscleblind. Gene Ontology annotation, biological process: regulation of RNA splicing. Gene Ontology annotation, molecular function: metal ion binding; RNA binding. The record is from RefSeq and is a predicted model, not a curated record. The annotation marks the transcript as partial. The transcript is spliced from 5 exons. Gene Ontology annotation, cellular component: nucleoplasm; cytoplasm. Lineage: Eukaryota; Metazoa; Arthropoda; Thecostraca; Pollicipedomorpha; Pollicipedidae.
CGCUGCAGGAGGUUCGCGCCGCCCCGCCGCCCGACCCGCACGAGACUCCCAGGCACCGCCGGCUGUGGUCAGCGCACUGCCGGACGCGUGCGGCCGACUCCGACCUCGGCCGCGUCGCCUGUGCCAGUCGAGCGCCGGCAGACGUGCUCGGCGCCGCUCCGACCGGAGAACGACCCCGGCCGCAAUGUCUGCUCCCGGCUACCACAUGGUGAACGCGCUGAACAUGAAGGACUCGCGCUGGCUGCAGCUGGAGGCAUGCCGCGAGUUCCAGCGCAACAAGUGCAGCCGGAGCGACGCGGAGUGCAAGUUCGCGCACCCACCGCCGCACGUGGAGGUGCAGAACGGCAAGGUGACCGCCUGCUUCGACUCGAUCAAGGGUCGGUGUAACCGCGAGAAGCCUCCCUGCAAGUACUUCCACCCGCCGCAGCACCUCAAGGAGCAGCUGCUCAUCAACGGCAGGAACAACUUGGCCUUCAAGAACGCGCUGAUGCAGCAGCUGGCCGCCGGCGCCGUCCCCAUACACGGCUCCGCGCCGAUGACGUCGCCGGCGGGCCCUGUUUACGCCGGCCUCAGUCAGUACUAUGCGCUGGCAGCGAGUCCGCCGCUGGGGGAGACGGCCAUGCUGUCGGCGCUGCCACUGCCGCAGAUGCAGCAGAAGCUGUCCAACGACCGUCUGGAGGGCGAGCCUGUAUACGAUACUUCGGUGUACUACGCUCCCUUUUCCGGCAAUGGGAAUGCCGUACCAAGCGGUCGGCCGGCGGAGAAGGGC